CUCGAGGCUGCCGGAAGCGGAAGUCUCCAUUAGCUUCUAUGAUGAGUUCGGCGCUAGAGAGCCCGGAAGCCGAGUCCCAGCUCCCGGAAGCGGCGCCCCCUAGCGUUAGCGAGUCGAGUCAGGAGGUGGAUGAGACGGGGGAGCGGCGGCGUUCCCAGCUAGGCGUGCGCUGGGCUUCUCUUCACGAUGGCUCCUCCCAGCACCAGUUAAAGGAGUCGGAGUCUGAGGAGGAGAGGGAGGAAGACGAGCCGGAGGAGGAGGAGGAGCUCCGAGGGGUCUUUAUCCACUUCGGCCCGCAGGUUAAGAAGUCAGUGCACCACAAGGAAAUGGAUUGGUCCAAACUAAAAAAACUAGGGCUGUACUGGCUCACCAAGGAUAUCAUUGUGAUGAUCCGAGUGUGUAAAAUGUUCCGCCAAGGCCUUGGGGGAUUUCGGGAAUAUCAGAUCAUUGAGACUCCUCACAGAAAGCACCCUAUCUUUUCCUUCUGGGAUAAAAGGAAGCAAGGCCGAAUCACAUUUGAUACCAUGGACUUUGUUGCAGAGGAGGGUCACCUUCCUCCAAGGGCCAUUCAGAUCAUGCAGAAGCUGCCUUCCUGGAGGACAGAGCCUGAGAUCCAGGCCCUCUGUAACCUCCUGCAGGUUCUGAACAGCUACCGCAACUACUCAGAGCCCCUGCAGCUGCUCCUGGCCAGAGUCAUGCGCUUUGAACGGUUUGGUCGCAGACGUGUGAUGGUCAAGAAGGGGCAGAGGGGCAACAGCUUUUAUUUCAUCUACAUGGGCACAGUCGCAGUGACUGAGGAUGAGGAUGGCAGCAGUGCCUUCCUGGACCCCCAUCCAAUGUUGUUGCACAAGGGCGACUGUUUUGGGGAAUUGGGCCUUAUGAGUCCUUCAGUAAGGAGGGCCACCGUGGUCUGUAUGGAAGAAACAGAGUUCCUCGUUGUCGACAGAGAAGAUUUCUUUGCUAAUAAGCUGGAUCAGGAAUUCCAAAAGGAUGCUCAGCAUCGGUUUGAAUUUUUUAGGAAGAUGGAUCUGUUUGAGUCGUGGUCUGAUGAAAAGCUCUGGAAGCUCGUAACCCUGGGGAAGGUGGAGAAGUUCUCGUAUGGCCAGCUGGUCUUAAAAGACUUCAUAGAAUCACCCUCCAUCAUGUUUGUCUGCAAGGGCAGCUGUGAAGUCCUGCGUCUGAUAGACCUUGGGACCUUGCCUUUCUACUACAAGUGGAUCUGGCAGCAUCUGGAGCUGAUAGACGACACAUCUCUGAAGACCCACCUCAAUGAACCUUCUCCUGUGGAGAGAUUUAAGGAAUUCCAGAUAAAAUCAUAUCCUGUACAGGACUUUAGUACUCUGAAACUUAAGCACCUCCAGAAAGCCUGGGAGCAACAGGGGUCCAGCUUCAGUAGGAGGAUUAAAACCUCAGGAAAUACUCUUCCAAAGACCUUGGGCCCGAAGAUCAAAUCUAGGCAUCCACAUUCCCUUGAAUGUCCCAUGAUCAAUACUGAGUAUGGUGAACUCCCUGAGGAGGCUGCAGUGGGCGCCUACAUCAAGAUCCACACUGUAGAGGAAGGAGAAACUGUGGGCCUUCACCAGAUCCUCCUCCCGGAAAACCAGCGUGACAUGCGGCCCCUGGUCCUUGUGAGCCUGGGAGCCGAGGUGAUACGGAUAAGGAGAGAAAAAUUUUGGGAACUGAUUGACAGCGAGGUAAAAGAGAAGUUGUACAGAUUCCAGAUCAAGUACCCCAGUGAUGAAGAUAUGUGCCAGAAGUUCCUCCAGGAGAACAGCUGGAAUAUCUUUCGGAAGGACCUGAUGCGGCUGCUGCUGAAGCCUCGCCAGCGUCCAUCAUUCAUUCCAAUCCGGCCCAAGAAGAAAGGGAUCUACAACCCCAAGAGUUUGGUGCUGGAUUUGUGUAGCCUCGACAAGGAGACGAAACCUUGUUAUCCCAUUUUUAUGGCACCCCAGAAAUACCUCCCCCCAUUGAGGAUUGUCCAAGCCGUCACAGCCCCCCGGUACAAAAUCCAAGAACUCCUGCCUCAGUAUAAGAAUGCAGGAGUCCUUGUUUAGACCCAAUAAAAGAUGGGUUGGUCACCAUGUUUCCUGAGUGACCACCAUGGGACUUGUGGGGCUUAGAGUGGGGGCCUCCUGGGGGCUGUGGGUCCAGAGAGAUGUGUGGGGGCAGCAGCUCAGGCACUGUCUCCCUUGACACUUUUGGGGCUUAGUGGAUGGUCAGGAGGCUGGGUGUGGAUGGGGUAAGCACUGGGGAUGGUCUCAGGGUGGGUCUUACUGGGUGAGAUGGACGGGAGGCACAGAGGGGCUCAGAUCAAAGUGAGCAAGACCAGACCAUUUGCAAACUCAAAUGCCUUGCAGAGGCCACACAGGUCAUCUAAAGGAGCACAGCAGAAGGACUAGGCAGGCAACAGGCAAUGGUGGGGACUGGUGUGCACAUUCCCCAUCCAGAUGGAACAGCUGCUCCCUCUCCUCAAUUGAUGCCAUGCCAGGAAAUAAUGCAGGCCCCUGACUGACAGUCCUUAGAUUUUUUAAGAGACCAAGAAACCCAAUAUUUUAGAUGAUUCCUACUGGUUUUUAAAUGUGAGCAACUAAUUCAAAUUGUUUUUAAAAUACCAUGUUAGGCAAACAAAACACAUACGUGGGCUGUGUUGGACCUACAAGCUGCUGGUUUGCCAGUGCUCAUCAAGCCCCUCUGACAGGGCGUUGCCAGAGACUGGAGGAGGCGUGACUGGGGGUGGGGUGGGGGUGGGAGGUAUAAGGAGCGAGAGACACAGAUGGGCAGCAUGACAAGAGCAGGCAUUCUGGGUGUUGAGGAUGGGGAGCCAGCAGCCUGAGAGAAAAGAGGCAGCCAGAGAUAAGAAGGUGGUAGGUCGGACUUUACAGAGGGCUCCUUGGCCCCUCUGAGGGGUCCCAAACCUGUGGCUACCUGUUAGUGACCUGGGCCGGCUCUCUUUGUUGGUAACACUGGGUCAAAUCACCUCUCUCCCUUGGGAAGCUCCAUAGUUUAGCUGUGAGAGCACUGGGGGCCUGGUAGAGGUUACGGCAGCACAUGAGCCUGACCUGGGGCCACAGGGAGAGACAGGAGCCCUCUUCCACCCAUCCCUCCCCACCCCACACACUCACCUACUCCACGUGGCAAGGAGCAGGUUAGGAAGAACAUCUGAGAACAGAGCCUGGCUCUGGACCCCUUUGAGCACCUUGAGUCCUUCACCUGCACCUGUUUCCCUAGUGGCAAAGUGAGCGAGUUGGACAAGAUCAAUGAUUUUCACAAGAGGUGAGUAUAGUUUGAAAAGCAUAUUCAACAUUAUAAUUUUGUUUGUUGUAUUUAAAAGAAAACUUCUCAUGUUGCACAGCAAAGAAGAAGGGGUAUGGAAUUUUUCUUUCAGAAGAGGGUGUGGAUGUAAAAGAAUAGAGAAGUAGUGGACUCAUCAUCUCUGGCUUCUCUGAUAGCUUCAGAUGGUCAAGGAGACUGUGAUGCCUGCAGCAUUUCUGAAAAGGCUGUCUGUGACCUACGAGGAUGAGGUGGCACUGUUUGGGGACCAGGUAAAUUGGGGUGUCUGACUAUAUUUAGGGCUGUCUUUGCAUUUAGGGCUGUGGCUCCAAGAUGUAGGUAUGGACAUCUUAUUCAUUCAUCUGAAGUUUAUUUACUUUUGUUUAUACUUGCUUUGUUAUACUAUACUUUGUAUACUAUACAAAUAUAUAGUAUACUAUACUAUACGUUGUUUAUAUAGCAGAUCCAAAAGAGAUUAAGAGGCAGUCUCUGUCCUCUCUUAUUCUCUAGGCUAGGAGUCAGCAAGCUCUAUAAAGGGCUAAAUAAUAACUAUUUUAGAUUUUUAGGUCAUACAGUUUCUUUAGUGUUCCAAUAAAACUUUAUUUAUAAAAAUAAAUGGCCUGAGGGCCAUAGUUUGCUGAUCCCUACAGCCCUUGAAGGUUCUUGAGCAGACAUGACAUGACAUGACCAGAGAAGGAGUGAGAAACUUAUUAUUGAGUGCUUAUUCUGUGACAGCCAUCUUGCUAAGCAUCUGACUACAGAGUCUGAUGACCUUGGGUUAAGAUCCCAGCUCUGCCAUUUAAUGGCUGUUGAGGAUUAAAAGAAGUGGUGCAUGAACUAGACAAAUGGUUUAAAAAAAGAAAAAGGAAAAGAAAAAAGAGGUGGUACAUGUGUAGCAAGAUGUAGGAUUUUAUUCACCCAGACCCCAGGGCCCUGCUUCCUGGGAAGUAAGAGAAAAAACUUGCAGAAUAGGAGGUAGAACAUGUUUUCCAGGGGAGUGGCAGGUGAGAAAAUGGACUAGAAGGGCAACCCUGGAGUGAGGGUGCUGGAGGGAGAACAUGGGGGCUGGGCUUCGUGAAAUCUUGAGGGGAGCAGAGCAAAAGCAGAGCUUUUUCUGAAGCCAUCAUUUAGCAGACAGAAGAGUUUGAGAAUGAGAAAUGUCUAAAGAGGUUUCCAAAGACCUUUUCUGUGCAUUGAGAAUAUGUUUCUCCUUUGGUAUUUUCUUGAAGAAGCCAAGUAAACAUUUGCGUAGCUCUUAGUUAUGGUUUUAUGUGGUACUGCUGUUUCUUUGAAUUCAGUAACCAAGCAGAGAAUGGGUCUCCAGUUAUUUUUGGGUUACACUUGUGAAGUCCCUGGUACACAGUAAGUGAUCAAUACAUGUUAGAUGUUAUUAGCACCUUUUUGACCGAGAUCAAUUUGGCCAUCCAGAGACUCUCUUUCCCUUAGAGUGAAAUAGGAAACCAAAUCUUUGGAAGUCUAAGUCUUCAUAAUCAGUGCAAA
Messenger RNA from Prionailurus viverrinus (fishing cat), 4770 nucleotides. RefSeq names its product cyclic nucleotide binding domain containing 2 (gene CNBD2). The coding region runs from base 39 to 2054 and encodes 671 amino acids. The transcript has 13 exons. Gene Ontology annotation, molecular function: cAMP binding. Gene Ontology annotation, biological process: spermatogenesis. The record is from RefSeq and is a predicted model, not a curated record. Lineage: Eukaryota; Metazoa; Chordata; Mammalia; Carnivora; Felidae.